AUGUGUAUGGGCAAAAAUAAAAAAAAAAUAAAAAAAGAAGCCACAAGUAGCAAGGUAACAAGAAAAUCAUCUCUUGGUAAUCAGAACUCAACAGUCAACAAUGUGCCUUCAACCAAUAAUAAUGAUAAUAAAAAAGUUAAAUCAAUUAAAUCAGUUAAAUCAUUAAAAAAAACAGUUGCCGCAGAUAAACCAGAUUAUUCUAAAUUUAUUAAGAGAAAGAUAGAGUAUGACACUUAUAUGAAGCUCAAAAAUUCUGAAGAAAAUAAAGAAUGUUUAAAACGUAAAAAAGUUAAUUUAGAAUUAAAUAUUGAUUCACUAUUUGAACGUAAUAAAAAUGAAAAAUCAGAAAAAGUUGCAACAAAGGCUAUUAAAAAAGUUAGACCUAAAAAAUUAGCCUGUGAAUUAGAUAAUUAUAGUGCAUAUGAAAAUUAUGAUGAAAUAGUAGAUAUGAAUUUUUCUGCAUCUAAUUUUACUUGUGUUUCUUUGAGUACACAUAAAGCAGCUUUUAUAGUAGAAGGUGAUACACUUAAUGGAUAUGUUAAAAGAAUACAAAAAAAAUUUCACGAUACAAAACAUUUUCCCAAAUUAAAAAUUAAUUUUGAAACUAUUUUCGAUCUUAAUAAUUCAAAUAAAAAAGAUAAUAUUUUCUUAACUUUAAUGGAAAAAGAAGAUUUAAAAACAACUACAAGUGAUUAUCAAAAUAUUAAAGAAAUAACAAGUAGAUUUGUACCACCUGAUUGUGAAAUAUUUAAAAAUAGUUGUAUCUACAUUACAUUUAUUUUAGAAACAUUGAAAUGUUUACAAGAGAACGAUUUAAUCUUACAACUUUUUAAAUUAAAAACGAUAGAUACAAAUAAUUUGUCGAAAAAACCAACAAUCGUUGUUGUUUCUGAAGAAAGUAGUCAAAAAGCUAAAUUUUUAAGUUAUCUUUUACAAAAACCUGAUAAAAAUAUUUUGGAAAAAAUUUCUAAUGCAAAAACCAAUUCUAUUAUUUUUACUGCAUCUAAUAAGGAUUCUAAUAAAAAUGGUCCAAUUAAAGAUUUAGUGGAAAAAUAUUCCAGUUUGAAUAAGGCACUAUUUAAAAAAUAUCAAGAAAGUAUGGUUAUUGAUACAUCAUUUAGUGAUAGCAAAAUUUUAGAAAAAUAUGAUCUAUUUUAUAUGUAUGAAUCUGAAUCAGCAUAUGAUAAAGAUAAUAAAGAACAUAUAUUACGUUAUACAAUGAACAAUUACACUAUUGGAAAAGCGGAUUUCACUGUAUUUAUUGCUGAUUUUUUUGAAAUUGAUAAAAACUUUAAUAAAAGUCUUACGAGAUUUAAUUUAAAUAUUAACAAAACACUUUUUAUAAUAAAUAUUACGGAAAACUCAAUUACAAAAAAAGAAAUGGCUAUAAGAAAAGAAUUGAUGCGAUGGUUCAUAUCAUUUGAUUCUAAAAUACAUGAGCCAAUAAAUGUUUUAGCUGCAAAUCUUUCUAAAAUCAAAUUUACAAAUAAAGAAACUCAAAAAGCAAUUAAUUUUGAUAUGAAAUGUCUAAACUAUUGGUUAAUACAUUAUCAAUUAAAAGGUCCUUACUAUCGUUUCUAUGACUUGGUAAAAAAUUGUAAAACAUUAAUGUCAUAUUUGUUUUCAUUAAGAUUUAUACAAGCAGGAACCAUACCAGAUUCUUUAGAAAUAUGUUUAGAUAAAUAUUCAGAAUUGUUGGGUAAAGACGCUGUAAUGCUGGAUAGCGAUUUACGUAGUAUUUUCAAAGGUUUAAAUAUGGAAAACAUUUCAAAAGAUGUAAUUAAUAAUAUAGUAUUUUUAAUUUUUAUUAUACAUGACUUUUAUUGCCCAUUACUUCCAGUUGGUUGGGCUUUUUUGCCAAAAAUAUUACAAUUAGAUGUCAAUAUACCAUCAAAAUUUGAAAAUACAUAUGAUUAUUUAUAUAAUUUUUAA
This is a messenger RNA of Strongyloides ratti, 1932 nucleotides long. RefSeq lists its product as hypothetical. The record is from RefSeq and is a predicted model, not a curated record. Bases 1 to 1932 code for a protein of 643 amino acids. Lineage: Eukaryota; Metazoa; Nematoda; Chromadorea; Rhabditida; Strongyloididae. The transcript has a single exon.